UUGUUUUCUUUUGCGAAUUACAUUCACCAAUUCUUCCAUAUUUCUUCUUAUUUCUUCUUCUUCACCAUAUUCCUAUUUUUGUCUCCCGACACAAUGAUCGAUCUGUUUCUAUCCCCCACAAAAUCUAUGUUCCAUAUAAUCAUCAUAUGGAUGCUCUUUGUGACACCUUCUUUUGUUUUCUCAGCUGAUGAUAAGCUUCACAGACUCUGCAGUCAACCGUUUCCCUGCGGCAAUCAAAACGGUCUACUGUAUCCUUUCUGGAUAGCUGGCAGGGAAGACUGUGGCCACCCUGAGUUCAAAGUCAACUGUAGUGGUGGAUUCGCAGAGCUAAGUAUCUCCUCCGUGAAGUUUAGAAUCUUAGAGGCGAACUAUGACUCUCGUAUCAUAAGACUGGCAAGAUCGGAUUAUAUUGGCGAUCUUUGUCCCACAGAUACUUCAGAUAUGCCAUUCAACCAAAGCGUCCUUCCACUUGCUCCUAGCACCGAGUUGCUCACAAUUUAUUACCACUGCAGCCAAGACUUUUCACAGUAUGUUCCUACUUAUUUUGGAGCCUUUGCUUGUGGUGGUGGUGAUGAUGAUGACAAAAAAAAUUAUUACGUGACAAGAAACCUCUCGUCCCCUCAGCUUCAAGCGAUAAGUCCUGUUUUAACCAACCUCAGCGUAUUUUGCGAUAAAAACGUCAGUAUUCCUGCAUCUGGGCCCGCGGUGAACACGCAAGCGUUGAAUUCAAGUACAGAUAAUCUAAAGAAGGCUCUUGAAGAAGGUUUCGAGCUUGGACUUAACCAAGAUUGUUCGAUCUGCUUAACCUCUGGGGGUGCUUGUGGGUAUAAUCGGAGCUCAAGUGGAUUCAUCUGCUAUAAUAUAGAAAAGGCCAAUAACCGUAGUAGAAACAACGGUAAGAUUUAUUUCCUACAUGUUCUAACUUCUAUAGUAGAUGUCUUUCGCAAGUACCACCGUUUUCUUAUUAUGAAAGCCUUGUUUUUUUUUUCUGUCCUAGGAAUCGGGAUUGCUUCUGUAUUAGUGCUGUUAUUUCUGACAGCCGGAUGCGCGCUCUGUCUAAUCAGACGGCGGAAGAUACAAGCAGCUCAAUACACAAACAAAGACUUGCCAAUAACGUCUUAUUCAAGCAAAGAAGCCUCAAGCCAUCCAACUCCCAAAACAAUCUCAAGCCGUAGCAAUCACGCUCUUAUCCCUUCAAUCUCUAACAUCACAAACGCAAGCACCUACUUUGGAGUCCAAGUUUUCAGCUACGAAGAACUCGAGGAAGCCACUGAGAAUUUCUCUAGAGAGCUUGGAAACGGCGGCUUCGGUACAGUCUAUUACGGCGUGUUGAAAGAUGGACGAGCUGUAGCAGUGAAACGACUAUAUGAAAAAUCUCUUCAACGCGUUGAACAGUUCAAGAACGAGAUCGACAUCUUGAAAUCCUUGAAACAUACAAACCUCGUUAUUCUCUACGGAUGCACAUCGAGACACAGCGCAGAGCUUUUGCUUGUCUACGAGUAUAUAUCAAAUGGAACUCUGGCCGACCAUCUUCACGGUGAUCGUGCUGAAACCCGUCCUAUUUGUUGGCCAGUUCGUUUAAACAUAGCAAUCGAAACCGCAAGUGCUUUAUCCUUCCUCCAUAAAUCAGGGAUCAUACAUAGGGACGUGAAGACAGCAAACAUUCUUCUAGACGAGAACUCCACGGUGAAAGUAGCUGAUUUCGGACUCUCACGGUUGUUUUCAACAGACCAAACUCACGUCUCCACCAUGCCGCAAGGCACUCCAGGAUAUGUAGAUCCAGAGUAUUACCAGUGUUACCGUCUAAACGAGAAGAGUGACGUGUACAGCUUUGGAGUCGUACUCACCGAGCUCAUCUCUUCUAAAAAAGCCGUGGAUAUCACAAGACAACGUCACGAUAUCAACUUAGCGAACAUGGUCGUUUCCAAGAUCAAGAACAAUGCGGUGCAUGAACUUGUCGAUCCGAGUCUUGGAUUCGAGAAGGAUCCAGAAGUGAAGCGUAUGAUGAUUUCGGUGGCUGAGCUUGCGUUCCGAUGUUUGCAACAGGAGAGGGAAGGUAGGCCGUGGAUGGAUGAGAUUGUGGAGAUUUUGAAAGGGAUCAAGGGGGAGAAGGCCGGGAAGUUACCAGAUGUGGUGGAUAUUAAGGUAAGCAGAGGAGAUGACGCUGGAAUACUGAGUCAUAGUGAUCCUCCGCCGGUUUCGCCGGAUACUGAGAAGUGUACUAGCAGUUCGGAUACGGCUGCUUGUUCAUUUUGAGAGAUUGUAUAAUCAGGUCUCGUCGGUGGUGUGUAAUAAAUUCAUUCUGGUAAACUCUUUUUUAUCUUCUUUUGUAUUUUAUUUUUGGCUCAGCUAAGAAGAUCUUUAUCGUUUGUGUGUA
Molecule: messenger RNA, 2377 nt
Organism: Brassica napus (rape)
Lineage: Eukaryota; Viridiplantae; Streptophyta; Magnoliopsida; Brassicales; Brassicaceae
Product: LEAF RUST 10 DISEASE-RESISTANCE LOCUS RECEPTOR-LIKE PROTEIN KINASE-like 1.4
Exons: 4
Coding region: 94-2256 (720 amino acids)
Biological process (GO): protein phosphorylation
Molecular function (GO): polysaccharide binding; ATP binding; protein kinase activity
Source: RefSeq, a predicted model, not a curated record